This is a messenger RNA of Protobothrops mucrosquamatus (brown spotted pit viper), 939 nucleotides long. It is a transcript of the gene FAIM2, whose product is annotated as Fas apoptotic inhibitory molecule 2. Gene Ontology annotation, cellular component: endoplasmic reticulum; membrane; Golgi apparatus. Gene Ontology annotation, biological process: negative regulation of apoptotic signaling pathway. The coding region runs from base 1 to 939 and encodes 312 amino acids. The record is from RefSeq and is a predicted model, not a curated record. NCBI's taxonomy places the organism in Eukaryota, Metazoa, Chordata, Lepidosauria, Squamata, Viperidae. The transcript is spliced from 12 exons.
AUGACGCAGGGGAAGCUCUCUGUGAAUAACAAGCCUGCAAAUUCUGAAGGGCAGCAGGAAAAUGCUGAACGAAAGCACCCCAGUGCCCCAGCAGUACCACCAACCUAUGAAGAGGCAACCUCAGCAGAAGGGAUGAAAGCAGGGGCCUUUCCCCCCCCUCUGAAUGUCCCUCUCCAUCCCACUUGGGCAUACGUGGAUCCCAAUUCCAGUCCUAACUAUGGAAGUGGAUACUCAGGGGAAACUGAGACCUUCACAACUUUCAGCUGGGAUGACCAGAAUGUGCGCAGGGUAUUCAUCAGGAAGGUUUAUAGCAUCCUUUCAAUUCAGCUCCUUGUUACAGUCAGCAUUGUGGCUAUUUUCACUUUCUGUAAACCAGUUCAAGGAUAUAUCCAAGCAAAUCCAGCCUGGUACUGGGCUUCCUAUGCCGUUUUCUUUAUCACCUAUUUGAUCCUUGCCUGCUGCUCUGCACCAAGGAGGUAUUUCCCAUGGAACCUGAUUCUCCUCAGCAUCUUUACUCUGUCCAUGGCCUACUUGACAGGAAUGCUCUCCAGCUACUACAACACCACCUCCGUCCUCCUCUGCUUGGGGAUUACAGCUUUGGUUUGCCUUUCCGUCACCAUAUUUAGCUUCCAGACCAAGUAUGACUUUACGUCUUGUCAGGGGGUGCUCUUUGUGAUGCUGAUGGUGCUGCUCUUUAGUGGGAUCAUACUGGCUAUUACACUUCCUUUCCAUUAUGUGCCAUGGCUCCAGGCCAUUUAUGCUGUCUUGGGUGCAAUUGUAUUUACAAUGUUCCUGGCCUUUGAUACCCAGCUCCUGAUGGGGAACCGUUCUUAUGCCAUGAGUCCAGAGGAAUACAUCUUUGGAGCCCUCAACAUAUACCUGGACAUCAUCUACAUAUUUUCUUUUCUCCUGCAGAUCUUUGGAAGCAGUCGAGACUGA